AGCUGUCACCAACGCUGCUGCCGUCAUGAGGGGUAAACUGGAGAUCCUAGCCUUGGUGCUGGGCACCAUUGGCCUUGUAGGGACCAUAGCAGUGACCGCGAUGCCCAUGUGGAAGGUCACGGCUUUCAUUGGCCCCAACAUCAUCAUCAUGGAGGUGCAGUGGGAGGGGCUGUGGAUGGCCUGCAUACGGCAGGCAGACAUUAGCAUGCAGUGUAAGGUCUAUGACUCCUUGCUCAUCUUACCAGCGGACAUCCAGGCGGCCCGUGGACUCAUGUGUGCAGCCAUAACGCUGGCCGUUCUUGCCGUUCUGGUAUCCGUCUUCGGAAUGAGGGGGACAAACCGUUUUCAAGAAGAUUUCAGGGCCAAAAAAGUGAUUCUGGUGGUUGGUGGUUGCCUGUUUGUUCUCGCUUCCCUAGCCACUCUACUUCCUGUGUCCUGGACCACUAAUACCAUCGUCAGAGAUUUCUACAAUCCCAUGGUGGUGGAAUCGCUGAAGCGGGAGAUCGGACAGGCCCUUUAUGUCGGCUUUGCCACAUUCAUCUUUCUCAUCAUUGCGGGGGUAAUCCUGCUCUGCCGUUUCUCCCAACAAAGCAGAAAGGAAGAGGAGGAGGAGGUGUAUGCAGCAGUGGAUGAGGACAAACAGAGAAUGUCCAUGUUGAGUCGAACAUCUUCUAAUUCUUACCGGAAGAAUCAGUACGUCUGACAAUAAAAUAAAUGGUAGUUGAUUAUAGUUCAAUUCCAAUUCCUUUCUGACUCUGGCUAUUUUCAGUACAUUCAGUUUGUCCAACGUGCCUGACUAUAUUAUAAUAUGGGAUCUGAGGCACAAGCCUCAUGGAUUAUCAAACAUUUUGAGUGCAUUUACUAAAUCAUCUUAUUCGAGAAAACAGACAACGGAAGAAAUAUUGACAUGAGAUUUGACAUGACAUGAGACUUGAAAUCAUCUGAUUAUUCUUUGCUUUUGAUGUCAAAAUGUAAACACUUAAACUGAUCACGACUUUACCCUGAUAAAGGAACACCAUUGAAUUAUCUUACAUGUUGAGAUAAUUUACAUGCAUGCCAAUACACUGAAAAUAAGUUUAUUGAAAAAAUCUGACAACGCAAGAAACCUGUGUUUACAUGACAUAGCAAAACAUAAACAGGCACACAUUGGAUAAGUUGGUAAGAACACUGGUAAAAAUCUACCUCUGUCGAUUGGUUUAUGUGUAACGUUUAUGACCUUACCCUGAUUAAGGAAAACCAUUUAAGCCAGUAAAAUGGCCUAAUACAAUGGUGGCUUAUUAAGCAUAAUCGGUGUAAGAAUGUGCAUGUAAAUGUGCUUGAUUAAAUGGAGUGUUGUCCAAGUCGGAAACCAUAACAUACCUAUAACAACUUAGCAACAAUGUGGAAACUGUGGUUACUAUGGUAAAUAUUUGUUAAGAUACAUGAAACUAACCUUAUGCUUACACAAAAAAUUUACUUUCUAAAACAGUAUUUCUAAAAAAUAAAAAAGAUUCUGCUAUUUUUGCUUUUAUGUUCAAUUACUUUGUAAUGUACACUACCGGUCAAAAGUUUUGAAACACUUGACUGAAAUGUUUCUCAUGAUCUUAAAAAUCUUUUGAUCUGAAGGCGUAUGCUUAAAUGUUUGAAAUUAGUUUUGUAGACAAAAAUAUAAUUGUUCCACCAUAUUAAUUUAUUUCAUUAUAAAUCUAAAAUUUAAUUAAAAAAUAAAAGUUUUUGAAGUUCUUGGACCGAAUAAUUAAGAAAAGCAGCCAAUAAGUGCCCAACAUAGAUGGGAACUCCUUCAAUACUGUUUAAAAAGCAUCCCAGGGUGAUACCUCAAGAAGUUGAUUGAGAAAAUGUCAAGAGUACAUGUCUGCAAAUUCUAGGCAAAGGGUGACUACUUUGAAGAUGCUAAAAUAUAACACAGUUUUGAUUUAUUUUGGAUCUUGUUUAGUCACAACAUAAUUCCCAUAGUUCCAUUUAUGUUAUUCCAUAGUUUUGAUGACUUUACUAUUAUUCUAAAAAAAAAUAAAAAUAAAUAAAUUAUAAUAAAG
Myxocyprinus asiaticus (Chinese sucker) is the source of this 2033-nucleotide messenger RNA. RefSeq names its product claudin-8-like. Gene Ontology annotation, molecular function: structural molecule activity. NCBI's taxonomy places the organism in Eukaryota, Metazoa, Chordata, Actinopteri, Cypriniformes, Catostomidae. Gene Ontology annotation, cellular component: plasma membrane; bicellular tight junction. The transcript has a single exon. Gene Ontology annotation, biological process: cell adhesion; bicellular tight junction assembly. Bases 26 to 703 code for a protein of 225 amino acids. The record is from RefSeq and is a predicted model, not a curated record.